UUCACCGUUGUUUAUUUUUCAAAAGGACAACCAUAAAAAAAUAAAUUCAAAUUUAACCAGCGCCAAACGCAAAGGGGAAGACUUUUAUUGUGAAUCUGUUUCGUGUGGGUUUCUCAAAGCUAAAGGAGGCAUCGCACAUUUUGCUGGUUCUGAUAGGUUGUGAGGUGCGUUCAGGAUGAAGGUGCUUGGUUGCUUUUUCGUUGUCUUAUUGACUGUUUUGUCUUGUUCGACAACUGUUAAUGCAUUCGUUGAGGGACUAUAUUGUGGAACUGAUAAUUGUUAUGACGUGUUGGGGAUAACGCGAGAAGCUACCAAAAGCGAGUUGUCGCGAGCAUACAGAAAGCUCGCUCGAAAAAUCCAUCCUGAUGUUAAUAAAGGAGACGAAGACGCUGCUGUAAAAUUUCGAAAAAUCGCUACUGCGUAUGAAAUACUGAAAGAUGAGGAGCAACGGAAAGAUUACGAUUAUAUGUUGGAUAAUCCUGAGGAAGCCUACUACCAUUACUACCGAUACUACAAACGACGAAUGACACCAAAGGUUGACGUUCGUAUUGUUCUUGCCGUUACCGUAACAAUAGUGUCGGUCCUUCAAUAUUUGCAAAAGAUGCACCGUUACGAUGAAGCUGUUCGCUAUGCCAUGCAAAACCCAAAAUUUCGCAACCAAGCUUUAGAAAUUAUCCAUCGACAAGGAUUGUAUCAAGAGAACAACAAGAAGGCGAAGAACAAGAAAAGUAAAGAAGAACGCAAACAAGAAGAAGAGCGCAUUCUGAAGGAAGUUGUAGAAGAUUCGAUUGACAUCCGUGGAGGGUACGGCAAGCCGUCAUACAUGGAUGUUUUGUGGGUUCAACUUAUAUGUCUACCGUAUUAUGCUGUUAUUUACAUCAAAUGGAUGGCUCGAUGGAUAUGGAAAUUCUGGAUCUUAAAACAAGAAUUCGGACAGGAGGAAAAAGAGUAUUUAACGUAUAAAAAUCUUAAUCUUUCUGCCCAUUAUUGGGUAGCAUUAGAUUCGUAUUCCAAAGAAUCUUACAUGGAAAAAGAGUUAUGGAAAGCUGAUAAGCUUAAAGAAUAUAAAGAGGCGCUGGAAGAGGAAUACAGAGUAAAGCUGGCAGAAAGUGGUCGACACAAAAUGUGGAGACGUUACAUGAAGAAAGGAGGACCUGGACAAAUGACAUUUAUGGAAGAAUAAACUAGAAUUAUUUUCAAUAUAUUUUUACCACAUGGUUUGCAAAAUAAGUACUCCGAAAUUUUCUAACGUCUUAUUCGCGAAAUUAAGUUCUUCGAAAUAAAUAAGCUUGGAGCUAGAUGUCCAACAUUCGUAAUUGUAACCAAAAGGUUUAAGAGGCUUGUUUGUUUUAAGGUCGAAAUUUUCAACAUUUUCCUAAAUCACGGAAAAGGAGUAAUCGCGACGAUGUUAAAUUUUCUUUAAAAAAGUAUUUUUAUGGUACUAAUUUUCGCGGCUUUUGUGGGAAAAUUUGCAAAAUUAUGUACCUGCGGAAUAUUCCACUACUAUUUGCGAAAUUAAUACCCGCGAAAUUUAAAUUUUUUGGAACCACGAAAAUAAAAUUUAUCUUGGUCAGCAGAAUUUUUUUUUUUUUUUUUAAUUUAUUUUUGAGUAUAUGAAGUGUUUAAUAUAGUAGUAGCUACUUUUCUUGUUAGAUUUGGAAUUCAUUCAAUGAAAUACAUUUUAGUUAGUACUAUAGGUUUGGUUUACCAUAAGGCAAAGUUGUGCAAGGGAAAUAAUUUUCUAUUACAUGAUGAAAUAUUUCCUUAAGGCCCAAUCUUUUUUUUUUUUGCAAAUUUUAAAAGGAAAAUAAAUUGUAUUUAUAAAUAUACAUACAUAUAUUUCUAUGUAAUUUUCUUUGACAUAAAAAUUUCUUACAAUAA
Molecule: messenger RNA, 1881 nt
Organism: Hydractinia symbiolongicarpus
Lineage: Eukaryota; Metazoa; Cnidaria; Hydrozoa; Anthoathecata; Hydractiniidae
Product: dnaJ homolog subfamily C member 25 homolog
Exons: 2
Coding region: 176-1183 (335 amino acids)
Biological process (GO): protein folding
Cellular component (GO): endoplasmic reticulum membrane
Source: RefSeq, a predicted model, not a curated record